GGAAGUGGAGUGACUGAGGUGGUCCCUGCCAUUCGCUCAUGAUGCUGAAACUACUCCUCCUCGCUGUCUUUGUCCUCUGUGGACACUGCUUGGAAGAGUCGCUGGAAGACAAUGGGCGCGUUGUUGGGGGUAGUAAUGCACAGCACGGUGCGUGGCCAUCACAGAUUUCCCUCCAGUAUUACUCUGGUGGACAAUGGUAUCACACCUGCGGUGGGACGUUGGUGAGGCAGAACUGGGUGAUGACUGCAGCUCACUGCGUGGACAGAUCCUUGACUUUCCGGGUGGUCGUCGGUGAUUACAACCUGUAUCAGAAUGAUGGCACGGAGCAGUAUUUGAGCGUGGGGAGCAAGUUCAUCCAUUCUUCUUGGAACAGCAACAAUGUCGCUGCUGGCUACGACAUCGCUCUGCUCCGCCUCUCCCAGAGCGCGUCUCUGAACAGCUACGUGCAGCUGGGCGCUCUGCCCAGCUCAGGCGAGAUUCUGCCAAACAACAAUCCUUGCUACAUCACUGGCUGGGGCUUGACCAGGACUAAUGGGCAGCUGUCUCAAAUCCUGCAGCAAGCUUCACUUCCCGUCGUCUCCUACAGUAUCUGCUCCACUUCCGCUUACUGGGGCUCCACAGUCAAGAACACCAUGGUGUGUGGUGGAGGUGACGGUGUGCGCUCUGGGUGCCAGGGAGAUUCUGGGGGCCCUCUGAACUGCCUGGUGAAUGGCAGGUACUAUGUCCAUGGAGUGACCAGUUUUGUUUCCGCCUCGGGCUGUAACACCUACCAGAAGCCCACGGUGUUCACCCGGGUGUCUGCCUACAUUUCCUGGAUCAAUAACAUAAUUAACUCCAACUGAACAGGCUGAGAGGAUGGACUCAACGUCAAAGAAGAACCUCUUUCCCUAAUCGGAAUACACUUGGACGCUGUCCAUCUUCAUCUUCUCUAUUAUCCCAUUUGAUCUGCAGGGUUAUACC
Molecule: messenger RNA, 960 nt
Organism: Mauremys mutica (yellowpond turtle)
Lineage: Eukaryota; Metazoa; Chordata; Testudines; Geoemydidae
Gene: CELA1
Product: chymotrypsin like elastase 1
Exons: 8
Coding region: 39-842 (267 amino acids)
Biological process (GO): proteolysis
Molecular function (GO): serine-type endopeptidase activity
Source: RefSeq, a predicted model, not a curated record